AUGUGUAUUCUAGUAGACGCAAUGAAUGUCAAGGAGCCGUUAGUCAAUUUUUUGAAAAGCGUCUUGAAUAACGUAAACUUAGCAUUUCAGUACAGAAUCAGUCGAUUUCAUUUGCAGCUGUUGCAGGAGACCAAUAUCUUGAGGUUCAUACACAGAAGAAUAGAGAGGUGGUUUGGACUGGAGCCAAAGACCGAACCGUCCCCCUAUAUAAAGGGAGAAGGGGACCAAGUUAUCUGUAGAGUUGACCAUUACAUUGAGUGUUCCAAAUACGAGUUGAUUGACCUCAAGGCAAAGGAAAUACAGAUGCAUUACGAGAAGAUGGUUUUCGAGAUGAMACAGGAAUUAAAAGGUGACAAAAGGGUAUUCUCUCUCAUAGCUCAAACAUAUCAAAGUAGCGGCGCAGAGAGGGUUGAGACAGGGGUCGUUUCGAGAAAGCGUGAGCGACGAUAUAGUGCUAAGGAAAUCCAGACAAUUCCGCUAAGGUUCAAGCCUAUACGUUUGAAAAGAAGAAUACAGCCGGUGAAUGAAGAAAAAAUUGAUGAUUAA
Molecule: messenger RNA, 546 nt
Organism: Saccharomyces eubayanus
Lineage: Eukaryota; Fungi; Ascomycota; Saccharomycetes; Saccharomycetales; Saccharomycetaceae
Exons: 1
Coding region: 1-546 (181 amino acids)
Source: RefSeq, a predicted model, not a curated record